Messenger RNA from Haliotis rubra (blacklip abalone), 3265 nucleotides. Its product is annotated as solute carrier family 28 member 3-like. The coding region runs from base 36 to 1862 and encodes 608 amino acids. The record is from RefSeq and is a predicted model, not a curated record. Lineage: Eukaryota; Metazoa; Mollusca; Gastropoda; Lepetellida; Haliotidae. Gene Ontology annotation, molecular function: nucleoside:sodium symporter activity. The transcript is spliced from 14 exons. Gene Ontology annotation, cellular component: membrane. Gene Ontology annotation, biological process: nucleoside transmembrane transport.
UCUACUGGGCUGUUUGACUUACAGUUUUCCUCAGCAUGCCGACAUCAGAAUUGGCGGCCCCGGAUAACCCGGCGUUCGAGAAUGACAGUUCAGACAGAGCCCAAAAUGGAGAUGUACCAUCUCCCCCCGAGGAACCUGAAGACCGGGGUAACCGGUGUUCCCGGGGGGUGGGGACUCUACAGACAGCUGUGACGUCAGCCUACACCAAACAUGAGAAGGCGGUGUGGAUGGUGAUCAAGAUCCUCCUCAUGGUGGGAUACAUCGGCUACUUCGGAUAUGCGAUGUAUUACAGAUUCGGUGACGAGGGAUCCUACCGACUGAUGGUGGUCACGGUCCUGGGUGCCUUCAUCAUUCUGUGGGGUAUAGGGGGAGGCUACGUCGUGAACGGCAUGAAGAACAUCUACGGGGGCUGCUUGCGAUACUACGGCAGUAACAGAUGCCGGACAUUUCACCUCUCCCUCCGAUGGUUCCUGUACGUGUGUGCGGCUGUGUUUGUCGGUGUAUACACGGGGGUGGAGAUCGGGGUAACCCAACCCAGGAACCUCAUGUCCCUGAUUGGCAUCGCGGCCUUUAUCGUGGUCAUGUACAUCACAAGCGUCAACCCAGCCAGGGUGAACUGGCACCCUGUGUUUUGGGGGAUGACGAUCCAGUACGUCUUCGCCUGUCUGAUACUGAAGACCACGUGGGGGUACGGUGCCUUUGAGUGGCUUGGGAACAGGAUGACGGAGAUCCUGGAUUACUCUAACACAGGCGCCCAGUUUGUGUUCGGGGACAGAUAUCAAGACCAUUUGUUUGCCUUCAAGGUAUUGCCUGUCAUCGUGUACUUCAGCUCCCUCAUCUCUGUGCUAUACUAUCUCGGAGCUAUGCAGGCCAUCAUCCGGGUACUUGGAAGGUUCCUAUCAUUCUGUCUGGACACGACGGCAACGGAGUCACUGAACGCCGCCGGCAACAUCUUCGCUGGACAGACUGAGGCUCCUCUAAUGAUACGUCCCUUUAUGAAGACAAUGACGAAGUCGGAGUUGCACGCCGUCAUGACCGGGGGGUUCGCCACCGUAUCCGGCAGCGUCCUCGGCGCGUAUGUCACGUACGGGGUGAAGGCUAACCAUCUGCUAGCGGCGUCCGUGAUGUCCGCUCCAGCAGCUCUGGCCAUCUCCAAACUGACCUAUCCAGAGACGGAGAUCACCAAAGAUAAUCAGAAAGACGUUUACAAGUUAAAGAUGGACUCACAGAACAACGUCAUUGAGGCCGCUUCUAAAGGAGCUUCCGAUGCCAUAAGUCUUGUUGCCAACGUCGCUGUCAACGUCAUGGCGUUCCUGGCGCUGCUGCAGCUCAUCGACGCCUCGUUAACGUUUCUUGGAGACAGGGUCGGCAUUGUGGGUCUGACCUUCCCGUUGAUCUGCUCCUAUGUGUUCUACCCAAUCAGUUAUGUGAUGGGUAUUGAUCCUGUCGACUGUCGGCGAAUGGCCAGGCUGAUUGGCUUCAAGACAUUUACAAAUGAGUUCGUGGCGUACAUUGAGAUGGGGAAACUGAUAGAUAACGGUCACAUAUUUGACAACUAUACAACAACGUUACCUAACGCCACGUGGGUAACUCAACCUAAUGACGACAUCUUCUUGACGGACUGGGGCCAAACCUUAGUUGGUGGAAUUAUGCUGAAACGGUCACAGGUUAUCGCAACUUAUGCCUUGUGUGGGUUUAGCAAUCUCGGCUCCAUGGGGAUCCAGAUUGGAGGAUUAGGAGCCAUGGCUCCAUCUAGGAGCGGGGACCUGACGCAAUUAGCUUUGAGAGCCAUGAUCGCAGGCAACGUGGCCUGCUUUUUGACAGCGUGCAUUGCAGGUCUUUUCUACACUGGAGACCUGUGAACAAGCGAUACUGUGAUGACUUAAGCUAAGAACAUGGAGAGGCAGAUGUAUGUCUACAGCGUGCAACAAAGAAAAUACAGUAACAGCAGAACUACCACAACUAACUUGGCAAUAAGUUGAUUGAAGCCAGAGAGUUUGCAAAGGGAUAAACGGAUAAGAACUGUACAGGUUAAUGAGGUAUAAGAAAGGAGGAGAUGUUUAACACUUGCUGUCAUGUUCAAGUUAGCACAGGUCAGUGAUCCAUGUAUAUACUCUUUAUGACACAUUUCAACAGAUAUUUUCAUGUUAGUGUCCUGGACAGGCUGUAUGUUUUAUGUAUAUUGAUGAGUAUUUCAGUUAGAUCACGACGUAUGAAGAAAUAUUUGGAAACAUGAUAAAGGCAGAUCGGGAUUAGAACUCCAGAUCGUAGAAGUUUGGCAGGUCUAGGGGAAGCAACUCGAAUUUCACACACACAGCGAAUUUCGGCGCCUUAAGCUGAUGGGUCGACCCAACGUGACACUUGUAUGAAGUUUCCUUCAACUUUGAACUCUAUGAAUUAAAAUCAGUAAAGAUCCAGCAGGGCUUAAAACGAGACCUUGCUGCACCUGCAAUACCGUCUUUAUUCCGGUGAUGUAUGACACAUUACUUCGUGGGUUAAAAGAAUGGUAUUAUAUAUAUUAUACUACAAAACCACCACAAAGUAGAAACAAUUACGAGAUUAGAACCCGACAGCUCCUCCAGAAGUAGGAUCACAUUUAAACGUUGAUGACAGAAUCAGGUGUUUUUGUGAAGCAAUAUAUUUUGUAUGUUGACAUUGUCACCAGUCCAGAAAAUUCCAAAACCGAAACUGCUCUAGAGGAAACGUAUUUCGUAUUUAGUUCAAUUACUGGACCGAUGCAGGAAGAUCAGUUUUAAAGACUUUUAGAGCAGGAAUUCAGACGAAAAUCUUAGUUAAAUAAAUUAUUAGAUAAUUUCAAAAUCAACACCAUUUCAGUUACAGUGGGGAUUCGUGAGUAAGUUAUAGAAUGUAACCCAAGGGAUCACAUAUUUUUAACACUAUUACAUCAUAGUGUGACUCUAUAAUGGCGAGGGAUUGUAUUACAACACCAAUUGUAUAUUAGUAAUCUGGAUGUAUUAACAUAUCUCAGGGAAAUUGCCUGAAGGCGGUGUAGCUUAGUGGUUAAAGCUUUCGCUGGUUAAACCGAAAGUGUAUGAAAUCCAGAUCUUAAUCCUUAUACAAAACUUGAUGCAUAUCAUGUAUACACUGAUAUUAGCUUUCUGUAUUGUAUGCUAUGAUUUUAUAAAUAAACAAAUCUGAAAACAUUGUGAAAUGUGUGAUUUCACCAUGUAUAUUUAUAUCGAAACGUUGUAUAAAUGUCCUUCAAACCAGAAUGUUGUUCUGAUCACAAGGACCACACAUAGCA